CAAAAAUGGUUCAAAACGCUGCUUGCUGCACGACUUGUUUCCAGGAAGCGACGAUGGGCGAGUUCAGUGAAAUUACAAUCGAUGGUGAGCUUUUUACUCAAAGGAAAGUACGGGCAAAUCAUGCCCGGUGCUUGGCGUCAAAAUCAUCUGCCAACCGAACUUUGACACCCUUAUUACAUCGAGAAGCUCAGCGUAUUCAGGCUUGCAUUCGAAGACAUCGCUCUGAGACUGACUACACCCUGUUGAAGGAAGCCGUGCGAAGAGUCCAACUCAUGUACUAUGUCUCUAGACUCACACAAAAGACUGACCAAGCAAAGCGGGCCGUCGCUUUGCUUACAAGUAGCAUUGACGGCCAGCUCUCGCGAAGCUACCGUUUGUAUCGACAACGCCAGCGAGCUGCUUUCUUUUUGAGACGCUAUCCUUGCAAUCAAGGUAAAACCAAUACAGCAUCCUUUUUUGCAGCUCCCGACGCCACCAAAAACCCGAAUGAUCGUCGCGCUGUGAGUGUCAAAGUAAUUCAGCAACUGGAUCAGCAACGUUUGCUGGUUAAGUUUUGCCAUGAGACUUUUUUGCGCCAACGGUUUGCUGCGAUGGUCUUGCAAGGAUUUUGGCGAGAGCUUAUGGCGCUGAGGUCUCACCAAGCCGAUGGUCGUCGCAAUGUAAUCGCCACUCGUGGAGCGGAACCUUUUGCUGAUGGUAAACAACACGUGCUCCGCCUCCACCAAGAAAAAAGAUCUCUGUAUUGUUAUCGAGCCGAAUUCGCUGCCAGUAUCAUUCAGUUGCGUGUUCGUAAAUACUUCUUCAAAUGCAGUUUUCGAAGACAUCAUGCUGCCCGGGUCCUCCAAAACUUUGCACGUCAAGUUUACAUACUACGACUGAGGAACAAAAGAAAAGCGAUUGUCCAGAUCCAACAACAAAAAGCUCUCUAUGUACUCCAGAAAUUUGGUCGACGUGUUCUGUUAGACUCAAAGUCUGCCGUCGAGGUUGCUGUGAAGAAAUUGCUUAAAACGAUUGAUGCUUCCUCCCGCCAGCACACGAGAGAUCUUCUGACAGCAAGGGGUGGCAACCUUUGCCUAGACCGCUACGCACUUUAUGUGCAUCAGCAACAAGGGGAUAUACGUGGGAACGAGCAUGCUGCGAGGUUUUCUUAUUCCAAAAGCAGUUGGCUAGACGACAGCCUACACCUGUCCGCUCAAGCUCACAACAUUGCUCCGAGAGAAGACGCAUUCGAAUCUCUUCUUUCGCCGAUCAAGCCAGUACGCGAGCCUUCCUGUUCGCCAUAA
Phaeodactylum tricornutum CCAP 1055/1 is the source of this 1283-nucleotide messenger RNA. RefSeq lists its product with no specific name. The transcript has 5 exons. The record is from RefSeq and is a predicted model, not a curated record. The coding region runs from base 6 to 1283 and encodes 425 amino acids. Lineage: Eukaryota; Bacillariophyta; Bacillariophyceae; Surirellales; Neidiaceae.